Molecule: messenger RNA, 3327 nt
Organism: Coffea arabica (coffee)
Lineage: Eukaryota; Viridiplantae; Streptophyta; Magnoliopsida; Gentianales; Rubiaceae
Source: RefSeq, a predicted model, not a curated record
AUGAUAUAUGUCAUGUCCAACAGCAAUUGGCAGGCCAUUUACCAUUCUUUAACUUGGAAAGCAGAACCUGAGCCAGAUGAAGAAGUUGAAAAUGAACCAGAUGAUAGGACUCGACCAAAGAAGCGACUAAUAUUCCCAGGAAAGACAAUAUCUAAGAAUAAAAAGAAAAAGAGGGUACAUAAAUCAGAAAGGGUUCCUCGAGAGGAAAGAACUUCCGAGCAAUCCACUCCUCCCGAGCAUCACGAUGCUCCUGAAGAUGUGGAAGUGGAAAGAACCAUUAGGAAAUCUACAAGAACUUCAGUUAUUGUUAAGCAAGCUGAGAGGGAGGCAAUACAAGCAGCACUGCAAGCAACAAUAAGGCCAAUUAAAAAGAAAAAGGAAGGCGAGGAGAAGCGGAUGACCCAAGAAGAGAUGCUUCUGGAAGCAGCUCAAACAGAAAUUAUGAACCUUAGAAAUUUGGAGCGAGUUUUAGCUAGGGAAGAAGAAGUUAAGAAAAGAGCAGUUGUGCAUAAAGCAGUUUACACUGGCCCUCAGAUACGAUAUCUUUCAAGAAAUGGUUCUUCAUUUCUUGAGUAUAUGAAUGGAGCGUCAUUUGAAUCAGAGAUAUCAACAGAAUCCCAUCCUUACGCAGAAAAAGCAAUUUGUGCUGUCACUGGGUUACCUGCAAAAUAUCGCGAUCCGAAGACUGGGCUACCAUAUGCAACAAAAGAAGCUUUUAAGAUGAUAAGAGAAGAGCUGUCUGAUAAAAGCAGAAGCAUUUCAGAGAAAAAAAGCAAGGAACUCCUCUCUGAAGCAAUUCCUGAGCAAGGAUUUUCUCAAAGACGAAAGAGAACAAUGUUUCCAAAGAGAGAAACAUCAUACUUCCGGCCAUUUGCUCGUUUCCGUAGAUUUCCUGCUAGUGAAAUAGAAGAUUCAGAAUAGUGACGAUGUGAGCUGGUGUUCUAUAUUUCUUGUCUUCUGUGCAUGUAUUGACAGAUGUUUUGCUAGAUAGAUCAGGAUAUUGUGAAUACAGAGUUAGGACAGAUUUUGUAAUCUUUGUUAUUAACCAAUCGCAGAGCACAUAAUUAGCACCUGACCAAGAUUAAAUUGCUGAACCAUGAACCAGCCUUCUAAUGAUGCUGUCCAAUCCUAUAUUUAGUCGUUAACAUGUUUCUAAACACGCAAACCCUGUACGCCAUUACAGAAGGAGAUAAUGGCAAAUAAUAUUGCUCUUUGUUUUGGUUCUGCGACCAUCUCUGUUCUCACCUGUUAGUGCUGUCGUUGAAGCUCCAACAACAAAUCACCAACUUCUGACUGGUGACCGCAUCAAUGUGAAGCCACCUAUGCUCAUCUCCAGUAUGAGAAACAAGAAUUUGAGCGACAUGUUAGAGUGUAGCUGUAGGCUUGUAGCUCAGUUUCAGGUGGAAUGGUGAGACAGCAACUUUUACUUUGGGCUCGGUGUGGCUUGGAUUGCCUUUAGAAUCCACCAAUAGCUGGAAAAGUCAUCCACCAGAAAUACUUCCAGCUAAAAUGAUGUAUUUUCAGUUGCAUGAGCCCGGUGACUUAUUUAUCAGGUUUUCGAGACAUCUUAUAAAGUAGAACAACAAUUAUGCUUAGUUUUGCACGGAGGUAGGUGACUGCUCCUUGUGCAGAAGGUAUCAUCUCAUCAUCUCACCCCGCAUCCUUUUCAUCUUAACAUAAUCAGGAAGCAUUAACUCGCAGUCAAAAACUUCUUUCGGGACGCAGAUCACAUCCUUAUGUGGAUGACAUCCAGGAGACGCAUAUUUUGAUUAGAAAUAGAAGGAUGCAAGGUGUGCUGAUGCAGGUUACAAACAUGUACAAUCGAGUUGAUGCUUCUGAUAUAUGAAACAAAAUUGCAUUCCACUUCUGUUGCUGGCAAUGGUUGUUGGAUUUUAGUCUCCAGGCUGGAAAUCUCCUUCAUUAUUCAUGAAACCAACAGCAAUUACUUUGGGAUAACUGAUCAAAAGAAAGUUUAGGAAAGAACUUAGGGUGCGUUUGGUACCCCAUAGAAUUGGGGUUUAGAAUUAGAAUUGGAGUUCCAAUUCUAAUUCUUGUGUUUGGAUGUCACCUUUUCCAUAGAAUUAGCAUUGAAUUCUAAUUCCAAGAAGUUCCAAUUCCACGAGUUGAAUUCUUUAUCAGACCAAAAGAAUUGUGAUUCCAAUUCCACAUCUAAACCCUAAAAAAUGGGUUUACACGCGGAUCCAAUGUGGGUAAAAAAUAAAAAUCGGGUCAAAUUUAUUCGCAUCCCUCUUCUGUCUAAUUCACCGCUUUUUGCUCGACUCAAUGGCUCUUGCUCUCCACCGCCGCUUCCAUCUCAACUUUAACAUUUUGCCUCUCGCACCACCAUCACCCUCAUUGCCCUUCGCUCCUCCGACCAUCCCUCUUCACCACUCCUGCCACCCCUCCGAGUGCUCUCUUCUUUGGAGAUUCGUAUUCAUUCGCUUUUCUCCGCUUGAGCUUGAAUUUUGUGACAGAAUUGUGGUCGAACUUGACUAUGAUACUGGCAAAUUGGCCACCAAAUUUGUUCAAAGACGGAGAGUUUAUUGUCAUCCAUGGAUAAAAUACUGGAUUCCUGAUUUUGGGAUUAAAGAGAGGAUUGAUCAUAUCCUUUCAGCUCUGUUUGCAUGUGGCUGCUGAGCGUGUCCUUGUUCUGAAUACUGUGAGAUCCAAGCUGCCUGUCGCAGUUACUACUACGGAUGAUGCCAAAGAUUCUGUAAAGGAGGAAAUUCGCUUGAGGAUGAGUCUCAAGACCAUAUAAAGAGGUAACAGCUUCAUGAACUAGCCAUGCUGAACUCAAAUUUUAGAGAAGAGAGUCCAGGACAAAGUGGCAGCGUGUCACCUUUCAAUACUAGUGGAAUGAAACAUCCCAAAACUGGGCGUUGAAAUGUUGUAUCUGCUGCUUCAUUAAAGUACUUUCUCUUGACCUCUAAUCCGCAGAGUUAUGCCUGAACAUAUACAAUUCGUGGCUAUCAACUCUCCUUACGGCUCAAUGUGCAGCUACCUAAGUGAAGAAUUGAUAUGAACAGACAAAGGAGUAUUUGGAGAUAUGCGUUUUUGGCUGGAUUUUUUUUUUGUUUUUAUGUUUCUAUUUAUUUACUAAAAAACAUAAAACAGAGACAGAAACAGGAGGAGGCGGUUGGAGUAGGGGUGGAAAAGGGAGAAACAGAAAUUGGUUUAGACAGUUGGCCUCUUGAGUUAGGAUUUAUUUGUAACUGAUAGUUUUUAGCUUUUUGGUUUAUACAGUUGAAGCAUUUGAUCAAGAGUUUUUGUUACAUAUGAAGGAUUUAUUUGUAACUGAUUGUUUUCUUAUCUUUUUCUUUCAUGAAA